ACUUGAUUACAGUGGAGACUGGGAAUGCUGGGGUUGGUGUUGGAGAAGGGCAAUUUUCUGAUUUUAUUGGCUUUUAAAUUACUAUGUAUUAACAUAUAUUUUUUUGCGCUAUAAGGGACACUUAAAACCCUUUAAUUUUCCCCCAAAAAUAGUCAGUGUGCCUUUUAAUCCGGUGCACCUUAUGUACAGUAUGAAUUUUACCAGUCAGGUUGUAAGAAGCAGUAAAGCCACUCUGCUGAAUACAGCGUUAUAUAGGAGUUUCUGAUUAGUUUCUUCAGCAGCAUUAGCAUUUCCCGCUAACCGUGCUAAACUCUAGCUCUUCGGCCGUUCAAAGUUGAAUAUUAUCCGCCUGUAGCCUUCUGCUAACCCCGGCUAGCACUGCUGAAGCAGCGUUAGCAUUAGCCGAUAAUCACGCACUAGUUUGUUUGCUGUUCAGAGGAUGUCUGAGGCACUGUCACAGCAGGAGAGGCUCCAGGCUAUAGCAGAGAAGAGAAAGAAACAGACAGAGAUUGAGAACAAAAAACGACAGCUGGAGGAUGACCGCAGACAGCUACAGCACCUCAAGUCAAAGGCAUUAAGGGAGAGAUGGCUGAUGGAUGGAGCGCCCUCUGCUGGCUCGGAGGAAGACGAGGCAAAGAAGCAGCUUCAAGAAGACGAAGCCAAGACUAAAGGACUUGAGGAAGCUAUUCUGAGAAUGGAGCAGGAACUGGAGGAGUUGGAGACAGGUGUGUCCGCAACGUCCACCAAAGAAAACCUCUCAGAUGUGGCCCAGCAAGAGGAAACCAAAGCUGUGGACAACAAAGUUGUUGGAGAGACUAUAAAAGUGAUCAGAGAGAUCAAAGAGGUCAAAGUUCACGUCAGCCCUCGUCUGGAGAAAUCCAGAGGUGACUCUGACAUGAUGAGAGCAGCAAUGUACUCCGUAGAGAUCACUGUUGAGAAGGACCUGGCCACAGGCGAGACCAAGGUCUUGUCCACCAACACACUGCUCCCCAAAGACCUCUCUCAACAGGGGGUCAAAGUGUAUGAGGAUGAACAGAAAGUGGUGCACGAGGUGGGUGCGGUGGCCAACGGUGUUCACCAACUCAGCUCCUCCGAAGUGGAAGAGCUCAUCCACAAGGCCGACGAGAUCACCUACAGUGAUGGUGAGGGGACCACACCCAAGAGAGUGGCAGAGUCUGAGACGGUGGCAGUGGCAGUGCCAGCAGAGGGUGAGCCCACGCCUAUUAAGGAGAUUACAGGAGUGGAAGCCAAGCCACCAGCGACUACCCCACAGCCGGAGGUGAACGAAGCCAGCACAGAGAACCCGGUCACCAUGGUGUUCAUGGGCUACCAGAACGUGGAGGACGAGGACGAGACAAAGAAAGUGUUGGGGAUGGAAAGCACCACUGUCAAGGCCGAGCUGGUGGUUAUCGAGGAUGGAGAAAAUAAGAGUGCUCAAAGUGCUCAGAGUGAAGCCAAGGAGGAGCAAGAGGCUCCUCCCAACGGCGGUCCGGCCGAGCCGGUCAAAGAUCAGGAGACCUCAGGGGAGGCUGGGGAGCCGGAGAGCGGUGCCGGCGAGGUCAAAGGCAAAGAGAAGCAGCCAUGCAAAUGCUGCUCCAUCAUGUGAGCCAAGGGGACACUCCCACCGAGGAGGGGUUGUUAGAACUUGACGCUCAGAAUGGUGCACCGUGACACCACGCAGACAAACCGACACCGACGCAAAAAGAGAGGAGAGAAAACAUCUUGUGUCUUUUGAUAGGAAGCUAUUGUUUUCUUACUUCAUUCGUACCGGUUUUAUAAUUUCAAUGAUUUUUUUUUUUUUUUUUUUUUUCCCCUUUAUAUUUUUUCCCCUCCUUCCUUCGUCUUCUCCGUUUUGGUUUUGUGACUGAAACAAAUGCUCUCAAUGAGUGGAGCCUGAUUUUUUUUCUUUAUUAUUUAGUUUUUUACUCUCUUGCUAAAACAAAAAAAAAUCAAAAUGCCAAGCAUCGCUCGCCAAACCCUUGGUUUUCCUGCUUUCACCUCCUAUUCGCAGCCAUGGAUUUUUGUAGUCUUACCUUUCCAUAUGAAGGACUCUGAUAUCUCUGAAACUAUAUAAUAUAUAUGAGUCAUUUAUUUUUUAAAUAUAUUUAUUUUAUUUUAACUUCCGUUCUCGAGCUCCCUAUUUUGUUUUAAGAAGAAGCAUGGUGUGUGUGAAGUGCUCUCUUCCCCUGCUAAUGGAGUUUUAUUUUAUUUUAUUUUUUGUCUUUCUUCUAAAAGAGGACAUCUGGGGGAGAGGAUUGAUCAUCUCAUUGGGAAAUUGUGAAAAGGGACUGCCUAAGCUGUGAGAAAAAAACUUUUUCCUGCUAUUUGCAAACGUGGAUUUAAAAAAAAAAAAAAAAAGUAAUGUGGGACUCUAAUGUGGAAACAUAUGCCAUACUGAUACUAAACUGCAGUAGUCCUCGCAAUCGAAUGUCAAUGGUGGGGAAGCUUUACAGGUCUAUUGAGUUCAGAUUUGCAGUGCAGCAUGUAAGUGUGUGUGUGUGAGUGAGAGAGCGAGAGACUUGGUGAUGGUGCUGCUUUUUAAAAUGGUGAACCAUUCUGAUCUGUUUCAGACUUUGGCAAAAAAACAAAUCAAAACACACAUGCACUCCUAGGUGGCACAGUGCCGCACUUCCUCACCUCCUUUUAUCUAACCUGUACCUUCCACACACACAUACACACACACACACUCAAACACACAAAUAAAUGCAUGCCUGCAUUUCUCUCUCAGUUCAGUCAAUUCUACAUUCUUUGUCUGCUUGGACACUUUUUACAUUUGUUUUUAUUCUAAGACAUAUUUAAGGAUUAACCAGUAUUAAAGAGAGCACUCUUUCAUAUUGAAACGUCGGACUGAGGAAAUUAUGUGAAUUUCUUUCUCUCUGCCUUGAUUUCCUUGCUUUUCAGUAUUUUUUUUCCUCAGUUUAUAAUCCUUAGCACCUCUACCCAUCCGUGAGCCCCUUUAAACCCACUGAGCCCUUUUUUGUAUGGAUGGAUUUUGUGGAUUGUCAGUUUUGAGUAUUCAAACAGCCUGAGGUGUAGAGAAAGCUGGUUAUAAAGCGAGGCGGCUCUGCUGUCAGUCCAGGGUGGCACGCUGUGCCAAUUUACACUGCCUUCGGUCUCCUCUCAGGCAGAGCCAUCCGCAGCGAGAAAUUCCCGAUUUGCUGGAGCCAAAACCUAUGCAAGAACCCUCAUUUACGCAAGUCAGCAUCAGCCACCUUUAUCCAUUCCAUUCAGUUUCGAUUAUAAUGAUGUGUAUGUGUGUGUGCUGCUAAACUUAACAACCAAGCACUACCCCAUGCACUCACACUCCCAGUUCCGAAUGGCUUGGAAACUGCUAGAAAAUAAUUAUGAAGUGUUACCGAAUUAUUUAAAGGAUUUCAUCACCAUGUAGUCUUGUUCUGGUAAGUCACAUCACGCAAAACAUCAGCAUGCCAAAAAGUGUUACACCCCUGAAUGCUGAAAAUAUUGAAGCAUCCGGAACAGAAAGUAAGUCAUAUGCAUCAUUUCCUCUGCAGCACUUACAGUUUACUCAUCCCCUUACCUUAAUGAUUCAAUGAAUUAAGAAUACUGUCAGUAAACUAUUGAGAUACUGACCAUUUUAUUCCCCUCCAGAAUGACAAGUAACUGGUUCAGCAGGCAGGAUAAAACAGUGAGACACUUUGACUGACCAGCAACAUUCACCAGACCUUAAUCUCGGUUCUCAGUCUGGAACAGAAGAUGAAACGCUACAGUGAGCAAAUAAAAUGGCUAGUUCAUGGUUUAAAAUGGACAGGAGCAUCUCAAGAAAGGUAUGUAAGCUGUACUGCUGGGAUAUACUCCAACUUGUUUUGAUUUUUGGGUAUCUGCAAAAUAUCUGCAAAGGUUAAUAAGUUUUGGAGAUAAACACAAGGCUUAGAUCGGAUAGAGCAUGUCUAGCUAACAUCAGCUAGAGGAUUUGACAUCAGCUAGAGGGUUUGACGUCAGCUAGGGGAUUUAACAUCAGCUAGAGGAGUUAACAUCAACUAGAGGAGUUAACCUCUAGCUAACAUCAACUAGAGGAGUUAACAUCUAGCUAACAUCAGAUAGAGGAUUUAACAUCUAGCUAACAUCAGUUGAAAGUGACAUUGAGCUCUAUCAGAGGAGUUAACAUCUAGCUAAAAUUAGCUACAGGAGUUAAAAUCUAGCUAAUAUCAGCCAGAGGAGUUCACAUCUAACCUUGAGGAGUUGGCAUCUAGCUGACAUUAUCUUAAAGAGUUAAAAUCUAGCUACACUAGUUACACUAGCUAGAUACACUAGCUGAAUCAGCUCUAGGAAUUAUGCUGCUCAUUGUGUAUGUCAAAGAAAAUAAUUAUAUCCCACAAAGUUAAGUGUUCUAGUUUCCAAACAAAUAGUUAGUUAAAGUCAAAAGAUUUUAAAGUUCACAAAAACUGGUUUCACUGUGGUUUCCCAGUGUUUUAUGGUGACUCCAGUACCAGGUUAGCUUGGUUAGCAUAGGUCCAGGUUAGCAUUUUAGCAUAGACCAAGGUUAGCAUUGUAAGCAUUUGCCAUUGUUAGUAUUGUUAACAUAGGCACAGGUUAGCGUUGUUAGUAAAGUUUUGAGUUGAGUUAAAAACAACAGAUUGUGGUAUUUUGCACAGAUACCUUUCCCCAGAUUGAAUUAAAUUGUUCUGUGUAUUGCAUAUUGCAGUAUAAUAUACAUACUCAUUUGAGUACAAGCAAGUCUGUCACCUACAGUCCUGCUUGUCAUUAAAGUGGUGUUUUUCUGACUAGCUUGUUAAUCUGUAUGUUUUAUAAAUCAUUUUAUGCUCUGAAAUGAAAAUGAAUGAAUGCCCUAAUGCUUAAGUACUCCUGCAAAUCUUGAAUCAUAAAGUGAGGGGAUGCGCCAACAAGCGGUGAAAUGAUGCAUUUACUACUCGUUUUUUUGGUGGUGCAUUUUAUAUCGGUUGAAGUUGGCGUUAAUUUUAGUGCUAGAAGUGUUCAUCCUUGUAUUACAGAGACUGACUGCGUUAUGGAUUCUCAUGGUGCUAUUCUAUCAUGGUUCUUUUUUUUUUUCUUUUUUCUUUUUUUUUUUAAGAAAUGCAUUUUUUUCAGCCAGCCCAGCCUCGCAGUAGCUACGAUUAGCAACAUUUACUAUAUUCCAGUGUAUAGGAUUUACCCUAAGAACAUCUCACGUCUGUGUUUUUAUCGUUUUAAGCAUGUGUGCUAAAAUGAAUUUACUUUUAUUAAUUGUAUUAAUUUACUUUGUAAACCAGUAGUGAACCACAUUAUCAGCUAACCUGUUUUUAUUUAGGAUCAUGAAAUUGCGUUUUUUUUUUUUUUAUCUUUAAUUUACUUCAGUACCCUAGUCUGAAGGUAAUAUGUUUGGGACUGCUUGGUAGUUGUGUGAGCGUGUUGGUGUGUGUUUGUGUCCAUGCGAAUGUUUUCAAGUGUAUGUGUUUGAGUGUGUGUGUGUGUGUGUGUGUGAGAGAGAGCAUGUGUGCAUUCCUUUCAGAACACAAUGGCAUUAGCAGUAAUCUUGUCUAUAUAACUGCACUUAUUCUGAGAAGAAGAUUUCCGCGGGGAAUCUUUGGUGUGUGCCUUGUGGCUAGAAUAGUUCAGACAGAGAGCCAAAGGUGGACAGAGCUAGUGGAAAAACCCCUUUGUGUGUCCAUAUGAUACAAACCAUGAGACCUCCUGUCCCAUUCACAAAGACGCAUGCUUUAGUUUUCACGGGUGUACUGCAGCGUCAGUGGAGCUUGCAUGGCCAUGUGGAAGUUCUAAUCUUCAAGCAGCUCCUCUUGAUACCCCUGCCCUUAAAGCAAAGGCCUCAAUAAAAUGAGGUACUUACCCAAAAUGUAGUCAAUUAGCCAAGACGGGUUUGGUGCCCAAAGUGUGCUAGUGCAAAAAAAAGGCUGCUAGAGCUAUGAGGCUAAUGUAGCUUGCACCAAUUCCAGCUGGCUAAAAACAAAACUACUGCAAAAAUGGUCUGUUUUGAUGGCUGAACAUUGUGAACGUGGUCAAACGCUUACAAUACAUUCACAACACAAAUCUGAACACUUUCUAAAUUCAUACACUGUACAAAAUCUUUGAGCAGUCAGUUAUGAUAACUUAUGAUAACUAUGAUAAAAAUAAGUUUUGUGAUUUUAACUAAAGAUUGUGUUGUCAGCUUUUAUAUUAGUUUAACGAAGUGGAAAAAAAAAUAAGUACAGUUAAAAAAAAACAUUUAUUGGUGUAGUCUGAGGAAAACGCAGCAACUCUGGGAAAGAGCGCUAUCCACCCACCCAGAGAGAAAGACCAAUUUUGCUCUCUCAGGACUCUGGCAGCUGAUGGCAAGCUGCAUGACUGAGAUUCGAACCAGCAAUCUCCCGAUCAUAGUGGCAGCGCUUUAGAGCGCUGGACCACUCGGCGACCCAAGCUGCGAAAAUGUUUUUACAGUAUAGCACAUUCACAACACAUUUACAGUCAUAUUAAACAGCUCUCAUACUUGUACCCUUCAAAUGUUUUGAUUUACAUUGCUAACAUUUUAUCCAAAGCAACUUUUAUUUAAAUCCUGUUACACUGAUUGGGGGAAAGGGUAGCCUGGCCCCAAGGAAUCUGGCACCAAGGGCUCUUAUUGGUGUAGUGUGGUGUGCUUGCCUGACCACUGAAUCAAGCCCCAGUCUGUCAGAGGAAUCGGGUGGUGUUAUCCACUAUGCUGCACCAACCAUCAAUAAUUAGAAAGGUCUGUUAAUUGCUUUGUAAGGUUUUAAACACAUUUAUGUAUUUACCCUACAUAAAACAUAGGUGAUUUUAGUUUUAAUUGGCAAUUUACCUAAAUUGUGUGUCUGUAUCUUUUAUUAAAACACAAAAUUGAAUUAUCACAUGAUGCACAGUAGGUACUUUAAUGAAAACAAACUUAUUUUUAACAAACUUGUCAUGGAGUCCAGUGUGUGAUGAUUCAGAUGGCCUUUCCACACUGCUAGCUAAUUGAAAUACUUAAGUAUCCAUUACUUAGCCACAUUAGCCACGCACUGUAGCUCCAGUAAAAAACAUAAGCAAAGAAACCGCACUCAGCAGUCUCCGCUGUUCGACUACAUUUGGGAAUAAGGCGAAAAUGAUGUAAAUUAGCCAAGCCAUUGCUUUAAACCCCCAACCACUAUGGCAGACGAGCAAAAACUGACCCCAGAGCAGUGAAUCCGGGCUUCCUCUACCAUCGCCCUGACUAGCACAGCACUGUGAGCAAUUAUAGUUACCUCAGACUUCUGCUCUGCACCGCAACCUACUGUUUGUCAGUACUAACAUUCCAGUUCCGACGUGUUCCACAGCCCUGAAUGCCUUGUAGCCCGGCCGCCUCCGGCCUGGCCUAUCUCUUUGUAAAUGUGCAUGCCUUUUUAUAGCUAUAUCCAUCAUAUAUCUACAUAUCCAUAUCCAUGUUGGGUGAUGUCUACUCCUCCUCCUCCUCUCAUACCCCUCGUAGUCGACCGAAGCCUCCCUUCCCUUCUCCCAUAAUGUCAGUGAGAUAGAUGUAUUGAUCAUAGUGUCUAGAAGCAUGAUCAGUGAAGGAGCUGGACGUCCUGAGAGCGUGGACAAGGUCGCUUCCUCUGUUUCUUCACUGAAGGACCGGCCUCUCUUAGCCUGGGGAAUGAGUGUGUGUUUGUGUGUGUGUGUGAAUGUAUGUUUGUGCUCCCACUGCCACUGCUCUGUGCUUUGUCAGUUGUGAAGGUCUGCUUUCUUACCGAAUUAAAAGUGCUGUAGAACGAGUUUGAAAUGAGAUAUUAAAAUGUGAUGUGCUUUAAAUAA
This is a messenger RNA of Astyanax mexicanus (Mexican tetra), 7734 nucleotides long. It is a transcript of the gene palm1a, whose product is annotated as paralemmin 1a. Gene Ontology annotation, biological process: regulation of cell shape. Gene Ontology annotation, cellular component: membrane. NCBI's taxonomy places the organism in Eukaryota, Metazoa, Chordata, Actinopteri, Characiformes, Acestrorhamphidae. The record is from RefSeq and is a predicted model, not a curated record. The coding region runs from base 440 to 1606 and encodes 388 amino acids. The transcript is spliced from 9 exons.